AUGGACGGCACUCUUCCUUCGCCGGCGGAGUGGAGGGACUGGGCGGCGCUGCCCAGCCACGUCCUGUGCGCAAUCCUCAGCCUGAUCCAAGUCGACAUCCUGCGCGGAGUAGGGGUGGUGCUUGCGUGCAAGUCGUGGCGGCGGGUCGCUGUCGAGGAGAAUCUGCUGUGGCAGCGCAUCGAUCUCGCUGCCCCCGAGGACACGGCUAGAAAGGGCCCGGCGGGUUGGCAGCUCAUGGCGCGCGCCGCCGUGGACCGCAGCGCCGGCCGGUGCGAGUCCUUCCGCGGCCGCGCCGACGGCGAGUUCCUCAUCUACCUCGCCGAUAGAUCGCCGUCACUGAGGAGCCUCCACGUGACGAGCUGGUUCUACAUGGUCGAGAAAGAAUUCAUCACAGGGGUGAUCAAGAAGCUCCCUUUGCUGGAGCAGCUCGUGCUGUCUGGCGGCAUGUUCGGAAAAGAAUGCCUGGAGGCCCUGCUCGAGCACUGCCCGCGUCUCCAGUUGGUCGACAUGGACGGCUGUGAGGCCAGUAGCGCGAUUGGCAUAAGAUUUGUAGAGAGGUGCAAGAGGAGGAUCAAGGAACUCCAGAUGCCAAAGAUGAGGGGCGGCUGCGGCUGCUGCGUCCACUAUGCUCAGAGAUAUGCCGACGAACAUGAUGAAUGAUUGGUUGCCGAUCGAUGCAACAUCUAGUCAAGCUACUAAAUUAGUUUAUUCGUUGAGUUCGUACUAUAUGCAGAUUUUUCAUCCAGAUUUUUGUUAUUUUCAUAUUCAUCCAGAUUUUUAUGGAUUUGUGGGUUCAUACUUAUCUUAGACCGAUAUUACCUUU
Molecule: messenger RNA, 823 nt
Organism: Lolium rigidum
Lineage: Eukaryota; Viridiplantae; Streptophyta; Magnoliopsida; Poales; Poaceae
Product: putative F-box/LRR-repeat protein 22
Exons: 2
Coding region: 1-660 (219 amino acids)
Molecular function (GO): protein binding
Source: RefSeq, a predicted model, not a curated record